Gracilinanus agilis (Agile Gracile Mouse Opossum) is the source of this 2434-nucleotide messenger RNA. It is a transcript of the gene ABCG5, whose product is annotated as ATP binding cassette subfamily G member 5. NCBI's taxonomy places the organism in Eukaryota, Metazoa, Chordata, Mammalia, Didelphimorphia, Didelphidae. The transcript is spliced from 13 exons. Gene Ontology annotation, cellular component: plasma membrane. Bases 1 to 1956 code for a protein of 651 amino acids. Gene Ontology annotation, biological process: cholesterol homeostasis. The record is from RefSeq and is a predicted model, not a curated record. Gene Ontology annotation, molecular function: ATP binding; ATP hydrolysis activity; ABC-type transporter activity.
AUGAGUAGGCAUCAACCUCUGACAACCAUAGAGGACACAGGGAGUAGCAAGUCCUGGGGAAACAGCCAGGACCCUCCAGAAGAAGCUGCUUCUGCAUCCACGCUACCCUGCCAUAGGCUAAGCAUUCAUCAAGUUUCCUAUACUGUCAGCAAUCGUGUUGGACCUUGGUGGGACUUUGGUUCAUGUCGGAAAAAAUGGAGCAGGCAGAUCCUCAAAGACAUCUCUUUGUAUGUUGAGAGUGGGCAGAUCCUGGGGAUUUUAGGAAGUUCUGGCUCUGGGAAAACGACUUUGCUAGAUGCCAUAUCUGGAAGACUAAGACGCAAAGGGACCUUCUUUGGAGAAGUGUGUGUGAAUGGGCAGCUGUUGAAAAGAGAGGAAUUUCAAGACUGCUUCUCCUAUGCCCUACAGAAUGAAACUUUGCUGGGUAACCUCACAGUACAAGAGACACUGUCCUAUACUGCACUACUGGCCAUUCGUGAAAGCUCUAAAGACUUUCAAAAAAGGGUCAAGGCAGUAAUGGCAGAAAUGAGCCUCAACCAUAUUGCUAAUAGAUUGAUUGGGACACAAGCCUUUGGGGGAAUUUCCAAUGGUGAAAGGCGCCUAGUCUCCAUCGCAGCCCAGCUCCUUCAGGAUCCCAAAGUAAUGUUGUUUGACGAGCCAACCACAGGGCUGGACUGCAUGACAGCAAAUAGAAUUGCAGUGCUGCUUUCUAAACUGGCCCACAGAAAUCGGAUAGUGAUCCUCACCAUCCACCAGCCCCGCUCGGAGCUGUUCCAGCUGUUUGAUAAAAUUGCCAUCAUGAGCUGUGGAGAGUUGGUUUUCUGUGGGGCGCCAAUGGAAAUGAUCGAUUUCUUCAAUGACUGCAACUAUUCUUGUCCUGAACACUCAAAUCCGUUUGAUUUUUAUAUGGACUUGGCAUCAGUUGAUACCCAAAGUAAGGAACGAGAAAUAGAAACCUACAAGAGAGUGCAGUUGAUUGGAUCUGCCUAUAAAGCUUCCAGAAUUUAUCAACAAACUUUGGAGGAUAUAAAAAGAGUAAAACAACUGAAAACAUUACCACCAGUUCCUUUUAAAACCAAGAAUUCUCCUGGAUCCCUCAUCAAACUGGGCAUCCUCUUGAGGAAAAUAACAAGAAACUUGUUCAGAAGUAAAAUAGCUGUGAUUGCACGACUCUGGCAGAAUUUCCUCAUUGCUUUGCCUCUGAUAUUUUUUAUCCUUCGACUGAGGAAUGAUGUGCUAAAAGGCGCUGUUCAGGACCGAGUGGGCCUUCUGUACUCCUGUGUGGCAUCAGCACCAUAUACUGGCAUGCUCAAUGCUAUUGCUUUCUUUCCUGCUUUACGGGCUGUCAGUGACCAACAGAGCCAAGACGGUUUAUAUCAGAAGUGGCAGAUGCUGUUGGCCUACAUACUGCAUAUACUUCCCUUCGCUCUCAUCAGUAUGGUGAUUUUCAGCAGCGUGUUGUAUUGGACUGUGGGCUUGUACCCCGAGGCAGCCAGAUUUGGAUAUUUCUCUGCUGCUCUCUUGGUUCCCCAUCUAGUUGGUGAACUUGUAACCCUUGUGCUGCUUGGCGUGGUUCAGAACCCCAAUAUAGUCCACAGUGGAGUGGUAUUGCUGUGCUCUGCUGGGAUCCUUGUUGGGUCUGGAUUUUUGAGGAACAUAAAUCAAAUGCCCAUUCCUUUUAAAAUCCUCAGUUACUUUACGUUUCAAAAAUAUACCUCUGAGAUUCUAAUAGUCAAUGAGUUUUAUGGCCUGAAUUUCACUUGUGGUAAUUCAAAUGGAUCAGAGGGAAAUCCACUCUGUCUCUUCAAUCAAGGAAAUCUGUUCAUCGAAAGAACCUGUCCAGGUGCAACAUCGAGAUUCACAACUAACUUUCUCAUUUUGUAUUCAUUCAUCCCUGUUCUUGUCAUUUUGGGAAUAAUUGUGUUCAAGAUAAGAGAUCGCUUGAUUAGCAGAUAAUAACAAAUGCUGCCACUAAAAAAAAAAAAUGAACUCCUACUUGCUGCCACUAAAAAAAUGGAAUUCCUGCUUCUAGAUAAACAAGAAUGGUUUAAAAAACUGAAGACUGAAAAUCUGUAAGAUAAAUGUAUUUAACAAUUUUUGAAAUGAGACUUCCAUGAGUUUCAUUCUUGAUGGCAUCAGGAUCUUGGAGACUGUGAUCCAGCUGUGGUUAUGUGGGCCUCUGGCAACUGGGGAAAGAGCUCCUGGUCGCCAUUAUUCCACCCAUGAGAGGUUGAAGUACAUGGAAAUUUUGACUGGAAACAUUUGACUAUGAAAUGUAAAUAAUGACAAUUCACGAGAAGGCAUCAUUGUUCUUGUUCUGUACAGAGAAAAGGGUCAUUAAAAAAAGAGGAACAGAGCACGGUGAUGUGAUGUUAAUAUUUAUCACACUCUUUAACAAAGCUGUCUGUGGAAAGAAAUGGUCUGAAUGAUUGGC